Metarhizium acridum CQMa 102 is the source of this 1635-nucleotide messenger RNA. RefSeq lists its product as uncharacterized. The record is from RefSeq and is a predicted model, not a curated record. NCBI's taxonomy places the organism in Eukaryota, Fungi, Ascomycota, Sordariomycetes, Hypocreales, Clavicipitaceae.
AUGUUGCUCGCAGUCAUCCGCUCGAUAGGCGCGAAAUGGACCUUGUUGGUCGUAUAUCUGUCCGGGGCAUGGGCACGACUGCUGGGCUUCUCUGGCGCUGGUAUUUCAGGCAGCCACGCCCCUAAACCAGAUGAUGCCCCAACAGUUGGUGCUCAAGACGCCAAUGAGGUAGAACCAGAGGCCACUGGCCCUGUGGCCACAACCUUCCUGCUCGACCAUCGAGGAUUUCCCAAAACUACCCCGGAGCAAGACGAUGAAGUGAUUAAUGCCUUUAUUGAGUCAAUAGACUCGGAAGCCGUUUGCGCCCUAGCGUCGCGGCAUAACCACGAGCAGCCUUGCCGGGUUGUACAUCGGUCAAACGGUAGCUUCAAUGUCUGCUUUUUUGUCGAGUUUGACAACAAUGGCCCCAAGUGGAUUGUACGGGCUCCCAUCAUACCCUCGCUUCAUAAGCCUUGGCAAAAGCUGCUUAGUGAGGUCGCUACUUUACAGUUUCUCCAAGAAAAAACGCGUAUUCCUGUUCCGCAUAUUCUUGCCUAUGGACGCGAUGCUGUGUUAACCAAAACCAGCAGUCAGAAGCAACUGUUUCUUAUCCAAGACUUCGUUCCAGGAGAAGCGCUCAACAAGAAGGACUUGCUUGAGGCGCCCGAGGAGCACCGAAGAGACUUUUACUCGCAGCUUAUUGAUAUUUUGGCCGACUUGAGGUCGCUCGAGUUUCCUUUAAUUGGCUCGUUGAUGCCAAAUCCCGAUGGCAGUCCGGAGCCCAUUGUAGGGCCUGUUCUGUCCAUGACUGCCAACAGGUUUCGCCAACAUCUACCCACAUUUAGCUCGAUGAGGGACUACUUGGCACGCCAGUUCCUCAUUAUAGAGGAACAAUUCCGAUCUCCGGUUCCUGACAUGUCUGUUAGCGAUGUCCAAAAUGAGGUGUUUGUACUCUACCACUUGGAGGAUAUCUUAUACCAAGCAAUCGAUCCUGAUCUGGACCGUGGACCGUUUAUACUGAAUCAUUUGGACUUGCGGUGCCCCAACAUUAUUGUGGAUAAGAACUUGCAUAUUCAGGGUAUUAUUGACUGGGAAUUUUCAAGCACAGUUCCGCGGCAGUUAUUCACGCCACCGUCAUGGAUCACCGCGCACGAUUCGAUCAAGACAAAGAAGGAAAUGCACAUCGAGUUCCGCCAAGUCUUAGACGAGAAGAGCAAUAUAGACAGCCGAUAUGACCAGCUGCGGAGAGAAUGGUAUCAUCACCCUCAGCUAGAUGCAACGGGCAUCGAUCAUCCGGACUUGGCAUUCUGCAUUGCCCAUCUCAUACGCCGCCCUGAUGACACAAUCUAUACAUUCUGCGAUUACUUCGCUCCUAAACUCUAUAACAGGCCUAUAGAGGAUAUAACUUCUGAAUUCUUUAAAGAAAAUAAAGCUUGUGCCCGCGAGGUACAACGUCGGGAGGAGCAGAAUAGGUUAUACACCCAAUACUUAAAGGACAACGACCUGUAUGUGCAAAGUUGGCAAGAAAAAUGGCUGGCAGAGUCCAAUGCUUUCAUGGCAGAACUAGAAGCGAAGGAUUUGAAGAAAAAGUUGGAAGGUGAGAAGGCACAGCAAUACCAAAAUAUCAAGGAAGUCGAGCCAUCAUUGGCCACUUGA